Molecule: messenger RNA, 1380 nt
Organism: Pestalotiopsis fici W106-1
Lineage: Eukaryota; Fungi; Ascomycota; Sordariomycetes; Amphisphaeriales; Sporocadaceae
Exons: 1
Coding region: 1-1380 (459 amino acids)
Source: RefSeq, a predicted model, not a curated record
AUGUCAAUCGCCAGUCACAUACCGCAACGCAUUGCGGCAUUCAUGCCUCGACAAAACAUUCUCAUCCCGACGCUAUGCAUCGUCAGUCUUGUCGUUGUAUGGUGUCUGCGCAUCCCCUCGUCGUCAUUGGUAUGGACUAGCUCCAAUGGCGCGCAACAGGUGCCUGUACUUCAUCAACCACCUCCGCAUAGCGAUGUCGACCUCUCCGACCCCGACGCUCCCUUUGUUGGAUGGCCACUGCGCCGUGUAUGCGACGAAACGACCUGGGUAGAUGGGCUGGUAUAUAUUUGCGACAACAACUCAGGCGGCAUUGGAAAUGUUCGAAAUUACAUUCAGACAUGCUUGCGCUAUGCAAUUGAGGCCGGCGCAACUGGCCUAGUUGUGCCCAAGAUUCGCAAGCGAUCCGAGGCCGACCUAGCCGACCUGUUCACUUCCUAUCUCCCAUUAUCCUACAUGUUCGACGAAGAGCACUUCAGAGAUGCCUGGCAAACCUACUGCCCCCGAAUGAAGCUCUACAACGACGUAAUCGACGUGCCCAACUAUCCGAAAAAUCUUGAUGGCAAGCCGCGCAUCGAGGAAAUUGCACCGAAGGACUAUGGCGACCGUAAGGGGUGUGAUUGGAAGGACCAAAACCGCCAUACUGAUCGCUUCGGUGACACAUUCCGCUCUUGGUUGGGAAACGUUACCAACGCCACUCCUCCUUCAAGAGAACAUCCCCGACUUAUUAGAUUCAAAUGGGGUGUCCUCUGGGAUUGGCAGAUCUGGAAGGAUGGACCCGAGUUUGCAACCACUUUCGGUCAUGUGCUCAAGUUCAACAGCCAGCUUCAGCAUCUCGGAAGGACGGCUCUUGCCAACAUGAGGAGCUUUGCGCGAAGCCAGGGAGCUCCGGGUGGGGAGUUUUUGGGUGUGCACCUCCGCACCGAGAAUGAUGCCAUGAACUUUUGGCCUGUCUACGAUGUCCAGGCUCAGGGAUACCUUCGUAAAGCCCAGGAAGGAAAGUUCAAGUCUUCGUACCUCGCAACGGGUAAUAUCACCGAGGCAUACAAGUUUGAGAAGCAGGCCAUGGAAGUUGCCAAGAUGAAAGUUUUGACAAAGCGAGAUCUGUUGACUGGAAAGGACCUAGAGGCACUCAAUGCAUUGACUUGGGACCAGCAAGGGUUGGUUGAUUUUAUCGUUCUGCUUGGCAGCACGUAUUUUGUUGGCACAAUGCCCAGCAGCUUCUCCGUCUACAUGACAUUGAAGAGACAUUUGAAGACUGGUGGUCUGUACACACGACCGUACAAGGCCGGAACCGAUGGUGACGGAUACAGUUAUCUGGUGGGAAGAUACGAGCAGUACUGGGAAGACUGGCUGUUCAUGUUCGAUGGCAUGUGGCCCUAG